This is a messenger RNA of Hyla sarda, 8291 nucleotides long. It is a transcript of the gene STXBP5L, whose product is annotated as syntaxin binding protein 5L. NCBI's taxonomy places the organism in Eukaryota, Metazoa, Chordata, Amphibia, Anura, Hylidae. The record is from RefSeq and is a predicted model, not a curated record. Gene Ontology annotation, cellular component: SNARE complex; plasma membrane; cytoplasm. Gene Ontology annotation, biological process: regulation of exocytosis; regulation of protein secretion. Gene Ontology annotation, molecular function: myosin II binding; syntaxin binding; GTPase activator activity.
GCCCUCACCCCGCCCCCGGGCUCCGCCUAUUCUCCUCAGCACCGCGGACAGCAGCGCUGUGACAGCCGAGGAUCCGGACAUCUCCAGCGGCGGCCGCACCUGCCGAGCUCCGGUACCGGGAGAGACCCAGGAGGAGGCUGCGGAGCGAGCACUCACCCCACCGCCCGCUACAUCCCCUCCGCAAUCACCGCAGUGACAGGACCUGUGGAGGAGACGGCCGGGGGCUGAGGAGGAUCCGGGACCUGUGGAGGAGACGGCCGGGGGCUGAGGAGGAUCCGGGACCUGUGGAGGAGACGGCCGGGGGCUGAGGAGGAUCCGGGACCUGUGGAGGAGACGGCCGGGGGCUGAGGAGGAUCCGGGACCUGUGGAGGAGACGGCCGGGGAUCUCAUUCACCAUACACUAAGGGAUCUGCCGGACAUUACACCGAGAGGAUCUGUUAUACUGGUGGAUCUACCACUUUUUCUGGAGAUCUAGUACACAUUGAGACAUCUGGUCCCAUAGAGAAGAUCAGGGGAUCUGGUGUGUGAUGGAUUAAGGGAUCUGGUGUAUUAUACAUUGAGGGAUCUGGUGUGUGAUAGAUUGAGGGAUCUGGUGUAUGAUACAUUGAGGGAUCUGGUGUGUGAUAGAUUGAGGGAUCUGGCGUGAUACAUCGAGGGAUCUGGUGUGUGAUACAUUGAGGGAUCUGGUGUGUGAUACAUUGAGGGAUCUUGUGUGUAGAUUUCAGUACAUUUGGAGAUCUAGUAUACAGUAAGAUAUCUGGUUUUAUAGAGUAGAUCAGGGGAUCUGCUACCUAAUUUGGGGAUCUUGUGUGGAAUUAAAUUUGGUCUGCUGUAAAGAAGAUCUGCUUUGACCUUACAUUGUGGGAUCUAGUGUAGAUUAAGAGAUCUGCUAUGAAGUAUAGGAAAUCUAGUAGAAUAGAGGGAAGGAUCUGGGAGAUCUAGUAGGUUACACAUUAGAUUUAGUAUAGCUUAAGAACCUAGUCAGCUAUAGAGAAGAUCAGGGGAUCUGUUACCAAGUCUAUGGAAUCUGGUGUGUUACACAGUAAAUGGUAGAUCUAGUAUAGAGUGAAAGAUCUGGUCUGUUAUAGAGUAGGUUAGAGGAUGUGAUCACAUCUGGAUGAGGGAUCUCUGUGACAAGGUAGUUUUGGGGAUCUGUAGUAAUCUCAUCUGGUCAUUUAUGGAUUGUUUGGCCUCCAAUUAACUAAAGAAUCUGCUGUAAUAUCACACAAGGUGAAUGAUCUGGUCGUGUAGACCAUAAAGUUAUAGGAUUGUCUGUAGAUUGGGUCCCUAUAGACCAGAUUGGGGGAUCUAGUAAUUUAGAAAUCAUAAUUCAGGAUCUGUUUGACAAUUGAGAGUAUUGGAGGACAGGUGAUCUGUAGAGAAUACUGAGGGAUCUGGUUUCCAAUGAAAGACAUCAAAGAUCUGGUUUUCUGUGGAAAAGAAAAAGACUUGUAGACAAUUUCGGGGGAUCUUGUACAAAAGCUUGGUAUCUGGUUGUCUUUUGAUGAGAUUGGGUGAUCAGUUGAUUAUGGGAGAUCUAGUUGAUUAUAUAGAAUAUUGGGAGAUCUGGUUGAUUAUAGAGAAUAUUGGGAGAUCUGGUUGAUUAUAGAGAAUAUUGAGAGAUCUGGUUGAUUAUAGAGAAUAUUGGGAGAUCUGGUUGAUUAUAGAGAAUAUUGAGAGAUCUGGUUGAUUAUAGAGAAUAUUGGGAGGUUGGGUUGAUUAUAGAGAAUAUUGGGAGAUCUGGUUGAUUAUAUAGAAUAUUGGGAGAUCUGGUUGAUUAUAGAGAAUAUUGGGAGAUCUGGUUGAUUAUAUACAAUAUUGGGAGAUCUGGUUGAUUACAGAGAAUAUUGGGAGAUCUGGUUGAUUAUAGAGAAUAUUGGGAGAUCUGGUUGAUUAUAUAGAAUAUUGGGAGAUCUGGUUGAUUAUAGAGAAUAUUGGGAGAUCUGGUUGAUUAUAUAGAAUAUUGGGAGAUCUGGUUGAUUAUAGAGAAUAUUGGGACAUCUGGUUGUGUUAUUGGUUGAUCCCAGAUUCUCUUUGGUCACUUGUUGGUUGUAGGUGAUCCUGGUGGUGAUCUCCCAGAUGAUCCUUUAGAUCACCGCGCUCCUCAUACAGGACAGCAGGGAUCCCCGGCCAGACAUGUGUUGGACAUCACAAGAUGACGUAGCCGUGUUGUGGAUUUCUCCAUGGAUCUUGGCCGGGACUCACGGUAGAUCUGAGCUGGUGUGAUACAUUGUGAUACACUUCCCUCCUGGAGGAUUUAUCAGCGUGGCUCCAGGACCUCCUGGACUGUCUCUUCCUGUAGUGUGGGCCCCCGGAUCUCUUUCUGUAGUGUGGCCCCCGGAUCUCUUCCUGUAGUGUGGCCCCGGAUCUCUUCCUGUGGUGUGGCCCCGGAUCUCUUCCUGUAGUGUGGCCCCGGAUCUCUUCCUGUGGUGUGGCCCCGGAUCUCUUCCUGUGGUGUGGCCCCGGAUCUCUUCCUGUGGUGUGGCCCCGGAUCUCUUCCUGUAGUGUGGCCCCGGAUCUCUUCCUGUAGUGUGGCCCCGGAUCUCUUCCUGUAGUGUGGCCCCGGAUCUCUUCCUGUAGUGUGGCCCCGGAUCUCUUCCUGUAGUGUGGCCCCGGACCUCUUCCUGUAGUGUGGCCCCGGAUCUCUUCGUGUAGUGUGGCGCCGGAUCUCUUCCUGUAGUGUGGCCCCGGAUCUCUUCCUGUAGUGUGGCCCCGAUCUCUUCUUGUAGUGUGGCCCCGGAUCUCUUCCUGUAGUGUGGCCCCUGCCCCGGGCUCUUCCCAUGAUGCCCCCUCACACUUAGACAUCCAUAGUCUUCACUCCUUGUGCCUUUGAUUCCCACCACCUGGACCUGAACAUUUAUUUUGGGAUGAACAUUGGGGCCCCCGGUGCCGCCCGGACCUCAUAGAGGGGACUCAGGAUGAAGACCAUCCGCAAGGUUUUGGACGGAUUAACCGCUUCCACACCGGUUGGGACUGUGGUCGGUGGUGGAACAGGUGGCGGCUGCUCGGUGAAUCCGUCCGGACAGCAGGGGACCAUGUUGUCUCCCCGAGAAUUGGAAAUCCAGGAGAGUCUCACCUCCGAACAGUUCCAAGUGUGCAAGACUGUUCGGCAUGGUUUUCCAUAUCAGCCGACGGCUUUAUCGUUUGACCCGGUGCAGAAGAUUGUGGCGAUCGGCACACGGAGCGGAGGCGUGCGCAUACUGGGCCGCCCUGGGGUGGAUUACCAUUGCCAGCAUGAAAGUGGAGCCGCCGUCCUGCAUCUCCAGUUCCUCAUCAACGAGGGCGCCUUGGUCACUGCAUGUGCCGACGACACACUUCAUUUUUGGAGCCUGAGGCAGAAGCGUCCAGCGGUGCUGCAUUCCCUUAGAUUCAACAAGGAACGGAUUACCUGCUGCCAUCUGCCUUUCCAGAGUAAGUGGCUCUAUGUGGGGACGGAGAGAGGAAACACACACAUUGUAAAUAUUUUAUCCUUCGUUCUCUCUGGAUACGUGGUCAUGUGGAACAAAGCAAUAGAGCUCCAUCAGUACGAGGCCCCACGUGUCCCUAGUCAUCAGUACGAGGCCCCACGUGUCCGUAGUCAUCAGUACCAGGCCCCACGUGUCCAUAGUCAUCAAUAUGAAGCCCCACGUGUCCGUAGCCAUCAGUACCAGGCCCCACGUGUCCGUAGUCAUCAAUACGAGGCCCCAUGUCUACAUAGCCAUCAAUACGAGGCCCCGCGUGUCCGUAGUCAUCAAUACGAGGCCCCACGUGUCCGUAGCAAUCAGUACCAGGCCCCACAUGUCAGUUACCAUCAGUACCAGGCCCCAUGUGUCCAUAGUCAUCAGUACGAGGCCCCACGUGCCCAUAGUCAUCAGUACGAGGCCCCGCGUGUCCAUAGCUAUCAGUACGAGGCCCCACGUGUCCCUAGUCAUCAGUACGAGGCCCCACGUGUCCGUAGUCAUCAGUACCAGGCUCCACGUGUCCAUAGUCAUCAGUACGAGGCCCCACGUGUCCGUAGCCAUCAGUACGAGGCCCCACGUGUCCGUAGUCAUCAAUACGAGGCCCCACGUGUCCGUAGCAAUCAGUACCAGGCCCCACAUGUCAGUUACCAUCAGUACCAGGCCCCAUGUGUCCAUAGUCAUCAGUACGAGGCCCCACGUGCCCAUAGUCAUCAGUACGAGGCCCCGCGUGUCCAUAGCUAUCAGUACGAGGCCCCACGUGUCCCUAGUCAUCAGUACGAGGCCCCACGUGUCGUAGUCAUCAGUACCAGGCUCCACGUGUCCAUAGUCAUCAGUACGAGGCCCCACGUGUCCGUAGCCAUCAGUACCAAGCCCCAUGUGUCCAUAGUCAUCAUCAUCAGUACGAGGCCCCACGUGUCCGUAGCCAUCAGUACCAAGCCCCCAUGUGUCCAUAGUCAUCAGUACGAGGCCCCUCAUGUCCAUAGCCAUCAGUACGAGGCCCCACGUGUCCAUAGUCAUCAGUACAAGGCCCCACGUGUCCAUAGUCAUCAGUACGAGGCCCCACGUAUCCAUAGUCCAUCAGUACAAGGGCCCCACAUGUCCAUAGUCAUCAGUACGAGCCCCCACGUGUCCAUAGUCAUCAGUACGAGGCCCCACGUGUCCAUAGUCAUCAGUACGAGGCCCCAUGUGUCCGUAGUCAUCAGUACGAGACCCCACGUGUCCAUAGUCAUCAGUACGAGGCCACACGUGUCCAUAGUCAUCAGUAAGAGGCCCCAGGUGUCCAUAGUCAUCAGUACGAGGCCCCAGUUACUUAUAGGAUAUGAAAGCGGCACAAUCGUCCUGUGGGACCUGAAAUCCAAAAGAGCCGAGGUCCGGUUCUAUUACGAUGAGGCCAUUCACUCCAUAGGCUGGCACCACGAGGGAAGGCAGUUCAUGUGCAGCCACUCGGAUGGCAGCCUCAGUGUGUGGAACCUGAAGAACCCCGCCAAGCCGUUCCAGGUCACCAUCCCCCACGGGAAAAGUCAACGAGAUGGAAAGAAACAGGAAUCGUGUAAACCCAUACUGAAAGUGGAAUACCGAACGUGUAAGAACAGUGAGCCGUUCAUCAUCUUCUCCGGCGGAUUGACCUAUGACAGCAGAAGACCCAGUCUGACCAUCAUGCAUGGCAAGGCGAUCACCGUGCUGGAGAUGGACCACCCCAUAGUGGACUUCUUAACACUUUGCGAGACACCGUAUGCAAAUGAGUUCCAGGAGCCGUACGCCGUGGCGGUGCUGAUGGAGAGAGACUUCAUUGUGGUGGAUCUGACCCAAAGCAAUUUUCCUAUCUUUGAGAAUCCGUACUCCAUGGAUAUCCACGAGUCCCCGGUGACCUGCACCCAGUACAUCGCCGACUGUCCUCACGACUUCAUUCUGGUCCUCUAUGCUCUCGGAGCCAAGCACAAAAAACAAGGAUACAGCAACAAGGAGUGGCCAAUCACAGGCGGUAUCUGGAACCUGGGCACCACUGCCUACCCUGAGAUCAUUGUGACGGGACAUGCCGACGGAUCUGUGAAGUUCUGGGAUGCCUCUGCCACCGGCCUCCAGAUGUUGUACAAGAUGAAGACCUCCAAGGUGUUUGAGAAGCAGAAGGCGGCGGUGGACGCGUCUGAAGACGACCCCUUCGCCGUCCAGAUGAUGUCCUGGUGUCCGGAGAGUCGGAUCUUCUGCGUGGCGGGGGUGUCGGCGUACGUCAUCAUCUACAGGUUCAGCAAACACGAGGCGGUGGUGGAGAUAGCGUCCCUAGAAGUUCGGCUGCAGAAUGAGGUUGAGGACAUCAUGACCCCCGACCCUGACAGCGUCUCCCUAUUUCCUGAACCAACAAGUCAGCCCCUUUCUUCGAGGAGCAGAAACCUGGCCGGUAGUGCCAAUACGGUUACCGUGGAGGGGCCCCUGAAGGACGGCGUACCUUAUCUGAGUGUGAAGAGUCGCCCCGUGCGGAUGCCGCCCGGAUACCAGACAGAAUUGGUGGCGCAGCUGGUGUGGAUGGAUGGAGAACCCCCGCAACAGAUCACCAGCCUGGCGAUCAGCUCUGCCUAUGGCCUAGUCGCCUUUGGGAACGGUAUGGGGCUGGCUGUGGUGGAUUACAUCCAGAAGACCAUCCUGCUCAGCAUGGGGACCGCACACCUAUAUGGAGCCAGUGACCCGUACCAGAGGCAGCCGCGCUCCCCCCGCAGGAAUAAGCAGUUUCCUGCAGACAACUUUUGCAUGCGUGGCCUGUCUAGUUUUUACCCAGAUAUAACGAAACGGAUCCCUACGUCUUACCAGAGUCUGACAGAACUGGCAGAUAGCCCCGUGUCCCUGGAGCUGGACCGCUGCAAGUCACCCACCUCAGAUCACGUUAAUGGCCACUGCACCAGUCCCACGUCACAGACCUGCGGGUCCGGGAAGAGGAUCUCCAGUGCUGAUGCCACCAAAGCCAAUAGGAGGGGCCCGGGCAGACCACCGUUUCGAAAAGCACAGUCUGCAGCAUGUAUGGAGAUCUCCCUGCCCGUCACUACUGAAGAGAGUCGGGAAAGCUCCUUCAGCCGCUCCCGCAGCUCCAGCGUCUCCAGUAUCGAUAAAGAGUCCAAAGAGGCCAUCACUGCCCUGUACUUCAUGGAGACCUUCGCCCGCAAGAAUGACCAGGCUCCUUCACCGUGUCUAUGGGUGGGCACCAGCCUGGGCAUGGUGCUGAUCAUCUCCCUCAACGUCCCCCCGACUGAGGAGCAGCGGCAGAACGAGCACGUGCAGGCGUCCCCCAGUGGUACGGUGCUCGCCAUGAAGGGGGCGGUGUUGGCCUUCUCCUGCCUGGACUGUUUGGGCUCCGUAAUCCACCCGUCCUACGAGGUUUGGAGGGACCUGAACAGCGGAGACGACAGUGAGAAGACCCGGAAGAGGAAGCUGGUGACCUUCUCCCCGUCCUCCUCCCAGGACAACGGUGAACACCAGUACGCAACGUUCAUCUGCUCCGAGAAACAAGCCAAAGUCUUCUCCCUGCCCUCCCAGACCUGCCUGUACGCCCACAGCAUCACCGAGACCUCCUUCCUGCUCCGCGCCGACGUGGUCACCAUGUGCAACACCGUCCUACUGGCCUGCUUCUGUGCCAACGGCCACAUCAUGACCAUCAGCCUCCCGAGUCUUCGCCCUCUGCUGGAUAUUAACUAUUUACCACUCACAGACAUGAGGAUAGCCCGGACCUUCUGCUUCACCCACCACGGCCAGGCUCUGUACUUAUGUUCUCCCAGUGAGAUCCAGAGGAUCACCUACAGCCAGGAGAUGUGUGAGAACCUGCAGGAUAUGCUCGGAGACCUCUUCUCACUGGUGGAGACUCCUGAGGCCCAGAACAGAGGAUUCCUGAAGGGACUGUUCGGGGGAAGUGGACAAACGCUGGACAGAGAAGAGCUGUUUGGACAAGCGUCGGCAGGAAUCGGCUCGCGCCAUCUGGCAGAGCACAUCCCCGGGCAGAGGAGUGUGGAGGGGGUGAAGAGUUCUGCAGUCGGGGUGGCGGCAGAUCUGAGCAGAGCGCGGCUGGCGCUGGAUGAGAGGGGGCAGCGGCUGGGUGAGCUGGAAGACCGGACCGAGCGCAUGUUGUCAAGUGCCGAAGCUUUCUCCAAACAUGCACACGAGCUGAUGCUGAAGUACAGGGAUAAGAGGUGGUACCAGUUCUAGUGUCGGUGCCGUCUGCCGAUCAGGAUCAGCGCCUUGACUCUUAUAUCGAUGGCUACAACUCCAGCAACACAGUGUGCGGCGCUCUGGUGGACGGGGACCACGGACUGCACCGCCACCUCAGUGACCGCCCCCGCAGAGCGGCUCAGACUUCGUCGAUUCUCCAGGGGCAUGAAUACUUUUUCUUUUCUAAAGUGUUUUCUGAAAACGAAUGAUUCCGUGUCCUGUCUAAAUCUGUGACCCCGCACUCCUGGGGACGACUGCGCAGAACACCUACAAUCCCACCUUGCAUGACAAGACGAGACGCAUGCCGUGGACCGUCACAGAGCCACAGGAAGGAGGAUUCCUGGCUCCUCGGGGGCGGAGUCUGUUCUCGCUGUUUAUUUUAGAGCUUUUUCUUUCGCUGCACUUAGAUUUGCCAAUGUUAUUGGAGCGGAGAUCAGCGGCGCCUCAGAGCUGUACAGAUGUAUAAAGAGAGAAAUGAUCUUACGUGACGCUGGGCUGCACUUAUCCUGGACCCCACCACUUCUUAUGUAAAUGUAUAGGGGCCCCCAGGGGCAGCGGACAGGUGGUAGGUGUCUCCCCCCCAAGUUCUUUCAAUAGAUUUAGUUCUACAACUGAGAGCAAAAUGUUAUGUGUUUGAAAUUAAAAUGUAAUUUGACAUCCCGA